GGUGGUAGUGGUUAUAGAUAAAUGUCGGUUGUCCUGUCCUGGGGAGAACGUUCAGUCAGUUUGAAUCAACGUGGGACCGGGAAAGGACAAAUAGCAGAAAGACAAAAAGAAAAGCUAAUCGCGAAGAUGUCGUUCACCGUGAACACGAAUCCACCCGGGCCUGAAGCCAAGGCUGUAGCUGAGAAAGAAUUGAGAGAAACGGAGGAAAACGUAAAGAAGGGUAUUGAGACUCUGAGGAAAUAUCUUGAAGAGGACAAAACGCUUUUUUACUCUACCGACGAUGAUUUUCUCAUGAUUUUCCUCCGGCCUUGCAAAUUUUAUCCGGAGAGCGCGUACGAACUUAUGAAACGUGCCGCGGAUUUCAAGGAGAAGCAUGCGGUUCUGCUACACAAUUUGAUCCCGAGUGAUGAGAAGGAGGCUUUCACCGAGCACAACAUCGUUAAUGUAUUGAAAGACAGGGAUCACAAAAAUCGCAGGAUAUUGUUAGUACAAUCCGGCAAAGUCUGGAAUCCACAGAAAGUCACCUGCGAUCAGAUAUUCCGAAUGUUUUACUUAAUUCAUGAAUUGGCUGUAGAGGAACCGGAAACGCAGGUAUGAAAUAAAAUUAUUACUUA
This is a messenger RNA of Pogonomyrmex barbatus (red harvester ant), 614 nucleotides long. RefSeq names its product retinaldehyde-binding protein 1. Lineage: Eukaryota; Metazoa; Arthropoda; Insecta; Hymenoptera; Formicidae. Gene Ontology annotation, molecular function: phosphatidylinositol bisphosphate binding. The record is from RefSeq and is a predicted model, not a curated record. Gene Ontology annotation, cellular component: membrane.